AUGGAUAGCUUGGGUUGGGAUAUACAUAUGUUUGGCAGAAUGUCACCGAAUGUUCAUCCAAGCUUAUGGAGCAACAACGACAUUCACCGUCACGAAGUCGGAGAAAGCUUUGCAGCUUCUGAAUAUUAUACCAAUACUGGUGGGAAGAUGGCUGAUCUUGCUGAAGAUUUUUUGGCUUUAAGUCCAAUAUUCCAAGGAGUUAAGACAUGCAAUGCUAAUCGUUCGAAUUGGAAUAAUAUAAACGUCGUUUCUCAUUCGAAUCAAAUCCAGAAGGAAGAUGCCAAAAGAUUAGAACCAGCUGACAUGGUUCUUGCAGAAUCAGGGGAAAGUUUGGUCAGUCAAUUAUUUACGAGUACUUCUUCUCGAAUGAUCAACAAACCUAAUGUCAUGAACCCAUUGACUGCUCUUAUGGAAGAUUAUGGUUCAUCAUCAGCACAUGACCGACUACAAGUUGGCAAUGGCGGCGGUUGCGGUUCAGCAAAACAUGAAGCUGGAUUCUCGACGGUUGAAUCAGUUGAGUCUCUGGACUGUUUACUGUCAACAACAACAAAUAGCAACACCAGUGCCUCAGUGGAAAAUGAUGGUAUUUCAUUAAUCUUUUCUGCUGAUUGCAAUAAUAAUUUAUGGAACCAUGUGUCAUCAGGAGAGUCAGAAAACAGUAAUGGGUCUAAAGAAUACAAUAACUGUGAUCAAGCAGUUUCUCAAGCUUCUUCAAUUCCAUGUACUGCGACUACUAAUAAUAAUGCCGUCCGGCCAUCCUUGGACACUAGGCCUAAUUCUUCUAAGAGUUCAAGAAGGGAGCAACAACAACAACAAGUGAGUAUGAACAACAACUCUCAUUCUUUUGAGCUUGUUCAUUCUGAUUCAGCGACUACUCAAGGUGGUUUUAGGCUCAUUACUGACAACCAACCAAAGACAAAGAAGCCGAGAUCUGAAAAGACUUCGAACAUCAACUUUCAAAACCAGCCCGACGAUGCUUCUUUACCUUCAUUCGAUGAACCAGAUAUGGAAGCUAUUGCAUAUAUGAAGGAAAUGAUUUAUAGAGCUGCAGCAUUCAGGCCAGUAAAUUUGGGUUUAGAAUUGGUGGACAAACCUAAAAGAAAGAAUGUCAAGAUAUCAAGUGAUCCACAAACUGUAGCUGCCAGACAAAGGAGAGAAAGAAUAAGUGAUAGAAUCAGGGUUUUGCAAAAACUAGUCCCUGGUGGUAGUAAGAUGGAUACUGCAUCCAUGCUAGAUGAAGCUGCUAAUUAUCUCAAGUUCUUAAGAGAUCAAGUUAAAGCUUUGGAAACUUUAGGUGGAGGAAAUAACAAUUCUUCACCACUACAAGAUAACCAGAAUUUUCCCAUGCAGAACUAUUUUCCAUUUGCAAAACACUAAGAAAAAAACAUCCAAUACCCCAAAAAGAAUGAUCAUUUUCACUGACAACAAAAGAAACCCACUAAUGCAAUUAUCAUUAGCAUCCAAGAUCCAAAAAUGUUUUGAUCUUUAUCAUCAUUACAUCUU
Molecule: messenger RNA, 1503 nt
Organism: Papaver somniferum (opium poppy)
Lineage: Eukaryota; Viridiplantae; Streptophyta; Magnoliopsida; Ranunculales; Papaveraceae
Product: transcription factor bHLH87-like
Exons: 1
Coding region: 1-1377 (458 amino acids)
Biological process (GO): regulation of DNA-templated transcription
Molecular function (GO): DNA-binding transcription factor activity; protein dimerization activity
Source: RefSeq, a predicted model, not a curated record